AUGAACAUCGACCAAGUUAAAUCACUAAUUACUACUAUCAUUGAAAGCAAUGAUAGUUGGCCAAAUGUUAAUGUUUCUUUACAAGGUCACCUCAAUUUUCACAUAUGGAACGAACAAUUUGUUGCCCGGUGCAAAGAAUUAGGGGUUCCUUUGGAAGAAACCAACUUUGAAGACGAAGUAGAAGAGAAUUUACGUGUUGAAGUUAAUGAAACCAUAGAUAAGUUUAUCCAAAAGGGAAUUGAUUCCACUGUUUCUUCGGAAUGUAAAUUAGAAGAUAGCGAAACUAGUGGCAGAAAAAGAUAUCAAGCCAUUGUUGACAAGUUCGGAGGAGAAUUCACUUUGCAAGUUGCUGUUCAAUUAAUAACUCAAUAUUUAAGUAAACCGGUUCCAACCAUUGAAAUCAAACAAUUCUGGGAAAAUAUUAUUAGCAAGUUUAGCGUGGAAGAAUUGGGUGGAAUUGUUUAUAUUGCACAUAUACCACAAGAAAGUCAAGAUUUGAUAUUCCAGGAGAUAGAUAAAAGUGAUGCAACCUUAUCAAUGGCUACAAUUGAAAAAUCCUGUGAAGCUUUGAAUGUCCAACGUCCUGAGAUAAUCAGCUUUUCAUUUAAAGGUAACAAGCGGUCAUAUGCAAAGCCAGAUAGACUUAAUGGUUCUAAAAAGAAGUCCAUUCGUUGCAAAUACUGUACUGCUUUUGGUCAUGUGGUUAGCGAAUGUCGAAAAUUGAAGUCAAAGAGGGCUUCGGAAUCUAGAAAACAAGAAGUCCAUUAA
Messenger RNA from Hemisphaericaspora subhashii, 768 nucleotides. RefSeq lists its product as uncharacterized. Gene Ontology annotation, molecular function: zinc ion binding; nucleic acid binding. The record is from RefSeq and is a predicted model, not a curated record. NCBI's taxonomy places the organism in Eukaryota, Fungi, Ascomycota, Pichiomycetes, Serinales, Debaryomycetaceae. The coding region runs from base 1 to 768 and encodes 255 amino acids. The transcript has a single exon.